AUGAAAACGGCAAAAGCAAACGCCGCGGUUAUCGACAGUUACUUGCAAGAAGAGUGCGCGGCAGCACGUAUCUCGUGUCCUGACGAGCGUAGAGCAGCGGAGGCUUACAUCAGCCCUAUGGGGGUAAUUCCAAAAGCUCACCAACCUGGUCGAUGGCGCCUUAUCGUAGAUUUGUCAUCCCCUUGCGCAGCGAGCGUCAAUGAUGGCAUUGCACCUAACUUGUGUUCCCUCUCAUACGUUAGUAUAGACGUGGCAGCACGGAAAAUAUGCGAGCUGGGAACAGGGGCUAUGAUGACAAAGCUUGAUAUACAGAGCGCAUAUCGACAUAUCCCUGUUCACCCAGACAAUCGUCAUCUCUUGGGAAUGUCAUGGAAAGGCAAGGUGUACCUCGACAGAGCUUUACCUAUUGGCUUGCCCUUGGCCCCCAAGAUAGUUUCUGCUGUAGCAGACGCACUAAUGUGGAUUAUGUCCUGCCGAGGCAUAACAGCCGCCAUACAUUAUUUGGACGAUUUUCUAUUUUUCGGACGUCCGCAAGCAUCGGAAUGCGAUGAGAACCUGCAAAAGCAUUAA
This is a messenger RNA of Corticium candelabrum, 570 nucleotides long. RefSeq lists its product as uncharacterized. NCBI's taxonomy places the organism in Eukaryota, Metazoa, Porifera, Homoscleromorpha, Homosclerophorida, Plakinidae. Bases 1 to 570 code for a protein of 189 amino acids. The transcript has a single exon. The record is from RefSeq and is a predicted model, not a curated record.